This is a messenger RNA of Anastrepha ludens (Mexican fruit fly), 1091 nucleotides long. Its product is annotated as farnesyl pyrophosphate synthase-like. Bases 39 to 1067 code for a protein of 342 amino acids. Gene Ontology annotation, molecular function: dimethylallyltranstransferase activity; (2E,6E)-farnesyl diphosphate synthase activity. Gene Ontology annotation, biological process: trans, trans-farnesyl diphosphate biosynthetic process. The record is from RefSeq and is a predicted model, not a curated record. The transcript is spliced from 6 exons. NCBI's taxonomy places the organism in Eukaryota, Metazoa, Arthropoda, Insecta, Diptera, Tephritidae. Gene Ontology annotation, cellular component: cytoplasm.
CUUUAUCAACAACUGGAAAUCUCGCCGUACCCUUGACGAUGGCAAAAAAUGAGAUCUGUGAAUUUAUGGCUGUCUAUCCAGCUGUUGUAAACGAACUUACGGAGUUUGCUAAUAGAUACGAAAGCAAAGAUGCUGCAGAAUGGUUCAAGAAGGCUUUGCAGUACAACUUGUCACCGACCAACACAAAAAAUAGUAUAACUACCGUUUUGACUUACAAAAAUUUAGUCAAAAAGGAUCAACUCACUGCAGAAAAAUUAAGAUUGGCGCAUUUGCUUGGCUGGUGUCUCGAAGUGCUGCACUCCAUGAUCCUCAUCACCGAUGAUAUCUUGGACAACAGCACCACACGUCGGGGCCAAUUGUGUUGGUAUAAAUUGGAAGACGUUGGUCUCAAUGCUGUCAACGAUGUGUUCAUGAUUGAAAAUGGUAUCUAUGAACUACUCAAAAAACAUUUCCGUCACUUGGACUGCUAUGUGGAGCUGAUCGAAUUGUUUCGCCAAAGUACCUUUAAAUGCAUGUUUGGGCAGUCAAUGGAUAUGCUUGUCGGUCGCAGGAGUGUGACCACUUUCACUAGGGCCACAUACGACGCAAUUGCAAUGAAUAAAACUGCCAGCUACUUUUUCUAUUUACCCAUCGCAGUGGCUUUACAUUUGGCGAACGUUAAAGACCAAAGAAUUUUUAGCGAAUGUGAAACCAUUUCAUUGGAGUUGGGUAAUUAUUGUCAAGCGCAAAAUGAUUUCCUUGAUUGUUUUGGUAAUCCCGAGUUUACUGGUAAGAUUGGCUCAGACAUACAAGCCAAUAAGUGUUCCUGGUUGGCGGUGGUGUGCAUGGAAUUGGCAAAUCCGGCACAAAAGUCUAUCAUGGCAGAGUGUUAUGGACAAAAUGAUCCCCAGAAGAUCGCGCGUGUUAAACAGCUCUACGAAGAAUUGAAGAUACCCAACAUCUAUGCCAAAUACGAAGCGGAAACAUACAACAGAAUACAAACGCGUAUUCAACAAACAUCGGAUGAUGUGCCACGUGAAGUUUUACAAGAAAUACUUAACACAAUUUAUCGUAGGGAAGUGAAAUAAAAACAAAAUAAAUUAAUAAAACUG